Messenger RNA from Amoebophrya sp. A120, 1453 nucleotides. NCBI's taxonomy places the organism in Eukaryota, Dinophyceae, Syndiniales, Amoebophryaceae. The record is from the annotation of a GenBank genome assembly.
UUUUUAAUCACUGCUCCAGAUGAAUGAGAAUGUAUUGAAGUCAUACAAGGCGAGACGCGGAGCAGAGAUGUAGUUGCUGUGGGCAUAGCACGACCUUUCUCAACACAAGAUGAGUGCCGGUUGUAAUCGCCCGAAGGGCGAUGGACGCUCUCCCUCAAGCGAGAAGUGUGGCGUCCAGAUUUUGAUUGAAGUCACGGACGUGGCAAAGUCGUUGUACUACACACGGGAAAGCGGGGAGUACAUUAUGGAGCGGUGGAACAAGGACCGGGAAGAAAUCAAUGGGGCCUUGAAAAAGCUCUUGAAGCACGACGAAGACGCUUUGCGAGGUGUCGAAAAGUAUGUCAUGGACUCAAGGAAUCCGGAGUUCUUGUGGGUACAUUUUUACAGGGAGGCCGACCGCAAUAUGCUGCUGCACCUGUAUGAUAGUGGGUGCCUCGCUCUUCUUAAUCAUGGGCUUGCAACCGCUCAUGUUUAUAAACUUGACCAGGGACGAGACGUACGAUUGCGGAUUGUAAACUUACUAGUGGCAAAGCAGACCUCGGCCUUUCAUGCAAUGCAACGACUUUUUGAUGAAGUAAAGGAGAGGCAGAGUCAGUACGAGCAAAGACCAUCACCACGGGCAGGAGCACUCCUUACAGACGCGAAAAAACAUGCGGCAGUACUGGAGAAGGCUAUCGGCACGGCAAAGUCAGAGUUACCAGAUCGGAAAUCGAAGGAAGAUGAUCUGCUGCUGAGUGUGGCUUGGGAUAAAGUUGCGGCGAUAGAAGCGUGGUACACACUGAAGAUGGCCAAGUUCCAGAAGUUGGAGGAGGCAGUGUCCACCAUCCAUGGUACCAGCAUAGAUUAUAACGGAGAAUUUCGACAUGACAUCUUUUCUGACUGUAGAGUUGAAGUUUUGCAUAUGCUGUAUGUCGCACUGCGUCGAUCCUCUUGUUGCGGGCAACAUAUAUUGUUGAUGUUCAACUCGAAAAUGACAGCUCAACUCCCGAAACAAGGCGGAUCGGCAAGCGCGGCGGUAAAAAGUCCGGACUCCGAGCAAUUGAAGAUAGAAAUUGAUGACGGGCUCACUCAUAAGGAACGCGCUAUGGGAGUUUACGUCCGCUUUCCUGAAGCGUACGGAGACUCUUCAGAUGUCACGAAGCGCGUGCACUAUCGGGAUAGAAAGCUGAUCGAAGAGGUUUUGGAAAGACGUUUUGGUAAGGUGAAUCUCGUAGAGUCGGUCGUCGAGGGGUUUAAAAAGCAUUUCGAUUUGGUGAUUUUGUUUGAAAACCAAGCCACGGCACUCAAGGCGGCAAAGAGCAAAGAUGCCGUUCAUCUUGCUGACGCCCGUUCCGAUCAGACCGUGAAGAUUGAAUACUACCUCGAUACGUGGCAGAAAACUGGAGCGGAUGAGACCGCAAAAUUAGCUCAAGGGAACCCUCCGCUGCUAACGGACCGCGUGGGCCUUCCGUAG